Molecule: messenger RNA, 2033 nt
Organism: Silurus meridionalis
Lineage: Eukaryota; Metazoa; Chordata; Actinopteri; Siluriformes; Siluridae
Product: aquaporin-1-like
Exons: 4
Coding region: 799-1593 (264 amino acids)
Biological process (GO): carbon dioxide transmembrane transport; renal water transport; hyperosmotic response
Cellular component (GO): membrane
Molecular function (GO): water channel activity; carbon dioxide transmembrane transporter activity; ammonium channel activity
Source: RefSeq, a predicted model, not a curated record
UAACACAAUUUCACCACCAAACGCUGUUUCAGGAAGUGCACCAAACCUGAGCUCCAUGAAGACAUGGAUGUUGGUGUGAAGAUUUGUGUGGAAGAAAUUGAGUGUCUUGCAAGGUGCCCUGACAUCCUCAACCGCAAUGAACAUUUUUGAGAUGAACUGGACCUGAAGACCCUCUUUACCAUCAGCGUCUGAUCUCACUAACGCAUGUGCUGAUGAUGAGUGAAGACGAAUUCCCCAAAAUCCAGUGUAUAGAGCAUGUCAUGUGACCUGCUAAAGCACAAAUUAUAAUUUUAAUUACAGUACACUGUGGAACACGCCCCCUACAGUGCAAACACACACAUGUCCAGAAAGCUAAUCCUGUCUUAACAAUACUGUAUAUAAAUAGACCCCAUAAUGUAUUCAGUGAUCUUCAUGAUGGUCAAUUAGAAGGUCAUUAGAGGACAUACAGCACAUUGCUAAGUGUAAUGCUAAUGCCAGUGAAUCAAGCUAAGAUGACCAUCACUAAUCUUGGAAAAGUGUUUCCAGGAAUGCUGGAUCAUCGUAUACAAGUUCGAUUUUUAAAGUUGAAUGACGUCAUUGUUCGCAUUAUUUCCCGAAGGAAACAUAGAAAUCCUUCAUUUGUUUCUGGAUGUGAAGCUUCAAAAAGCUUUGCAUGGUUUGUGAGUAUAUUAUCAUCCGUCUCCAAUUCUCGUCUCUCCUGCGGCUGUGAAAACUAGCUUCCUGUCCUAGCCACCCCCCUCGUGGUUUAUAAGUGUCUGCUUAGCUAGCAGUGUGUCAUUAACGGACAGAAAACCCAUCAUGGUGAAGGAGCUCAGGACCGGCGCUCUUUGGCGAGCUGUGGCAGCCGAGUUAAUUGGGAUGACGCUUUUUGUUUUUAUAGGGAUCGCGUCGGCCAUCGGGACUGCGGGUGAGGGCGGGCCAGAUCAGGAGGUGAAGGUGGCGCUGGCGUUCGGACUGGCUAUCGCAACACUGGCUCAGAGUCUGGGCCACAUCAGCGGCGCUCACCUGAACCCGGCCAUCACCGUGGGGCUGCUGGUCAACUGUCAGAUCAGUGCCAUUCGUGCAUUUUUAUACAUCAUAGCGCAGAUGUUGGGGGCAGUGGUGGCCAGUGGCAUCGUUUACGGUAUUCGCCCUAAAGAUGUCAAAGCUCUGGGACUCAACCAGGUUGCUGAAAACAUGACUCAAGGGAAGGCGUUCGGUGUGGAGUUCCUGGCCACCUUCCAGCUGGUGUUGUGUGUGUUAGCAGUGACGGACAGCCGGAGGAACGACGUGAAAGGAUCUGCGCCUCUUGCCAUCGGGCUCUCCGUGGGGUUGGGACACCUGGUGGCGAUCAGCUACACGGGAUGCGGCAUCAACCCUGCUCGCUCCUUCGGACCUGCUGUCAUCAUGAAGUCCUUCAAGAAACACUGGGUAUUCUGGGUGGCCCCGAUGUUGGCUGGAGUAUCAGCUGCUCUCCUGUAUGAUUUUGUGCUGCAGCCUCACUCUGAGUCCUACAGGAAGCGUCUCAGGAGGGUUCGAGGAGGAUCUGAGGGAGAAACAUCUGCUCUGAUCGAGGCGCCUGGAAGCAGCGAGUCUCAGUGGCCAAGACACUGAACUGUGACCCUACCACGUUACAUCAACACCUAAAAGAAACCCCUGUAACAGCAUAAUGUACGGCUGUGUGUGUGUGUGUGUGUGUGUGUGUGUGUGUGUGUGUGUGUGUCUGUGUGUGUGUCUGUGUGUGUGUGUGUGUGUGUGAGUCUGUAUGUGUGUGUGUGUAUGUGUGUGUGUGUUGGGAUGUGAUGAUGUUUCAUCCCAAUUUCCUGAAGAUCUGUGGAAGAAGAAAUGUAAGCCAAAAAAAGUCCUUUUUUUUUUUUUUUUUUCUGUAUUGUGUGAUGUUAAGGGAUGAGUUCAGUGCAACAUGUACAACUACACAACUGUACAAAUACACAACCCUGUUACACACAUCAUACACUUACAUUUAUAUAUAUAUUUUACAUUUUCCCCUCUAGCAGCAAUUUCACAAAUAAAAAAAUCUAAUUGUGCAAAAAAAA